CUUCCUUCAACACUCUCAGAUGUCUUGUUCCAAGUCUGACCUGAAGGAGGAAAUCCCUGGCGGUCUGGAAAAGUGUUUCUCGUCACAGGUGGAACCGCUGGCAUCGGAAAGGAAUCCAUCAAACUCUUCCAGCACACAUAUUCUUCAGUGAUAGAGACUCGAAGAGGGCUGGUAGCCUUAUUGAGGAAGUUAAAACGACCUCACCGAACGCACAGCUUACAUUCCUCCGAUGCGAUCUGGGCUCCCUAGCAUCGGUGCAGGAGGCAGCAACAAUAUUCCUCUCUUUCAUCCCGACUCGCAUGUCCUCAUGUGCAACGCAGGCAUCAUGGCCGUACCUCCCAGUCUAACGACAGACGGAUACGGAUCCAGUUUGGUACCAACCACGUCGGAUAUGUUCCUCACCAAACUUCUCCAUCCAACUCUCCUCCGAACGGCUGAAGAGCCCAACUCUGACGUUCGGAUCACAUUAUUGUUGUCAUCUCAUGGCCCUACGCCCUUCGGGUGGUAUCCAGUUCGACGGACUUCUUCGGCCCGCUUCUUUGGUCUCCUUGUUUGUUUUUCAUCUUCCUAUCUUUUUGUGAAACCACAUCAUGCUUCGACGUUCGACUCUCUUCUGGAAUUUCGGUUUCUGUAA
Marasmius oreades (fairy-ring Marasmius) is the source of this 634-nucleotide messenger RNA. RefSeq lists its product as uncharacterized. The record is from RefSeq and is a predicted model, not a curated record. NCBI's taxonomy places the organism in Eukaryota, Fungi, Basidiomycota, Agaricomycetes, Agaricales, Marasmiaceae. The coding region runs from base 230 to 634 and encodes 134 amino acids. The transcript is spliced from 2 exons.